UCAUCUCGUCAUCCUAUCUCGGCAGCUUACUUAUGACGUCACGAGGAAGAUGGCGGCCUUCAGUAUGAAAGUCGCAUGUCGGGGUUUGGUGGGUCGAGGUGUUUGGAGGCUCUCAGAAGUGGCAGAAAGACAGUAUCACAGAUGUCCAAUUACAUUACAUCUGCACAGGCCCCGGGCUUUUGGGACACAUCAACAGCUGGUCUUAAUGAAUGUUCGAUACCAAAGCACAGCAAUCAAAGCUGCCAGCCAGGUUCCAGUUAUCGCAGAGGCACAUAUACCUACAACCCAUCCUACUCCAGAAGCUGUGUUACCCCUGACAGUUUCUGAGGUCACCCCCACAGUUCCAGAGACACUUGGUCAGGUGGAACAAGGCUUGGCAGAAUUGGGCCUUGCAGGCCACAGCCCUACAGGAUUGGUACAAAACAUUCUGGAAUUCUUACAUGUGGACAUAGGCCUGCCUUGGUGGGGUGCAAUUGUAUCAGCUACACUAGUUGCUCGUAUCUUGAUUUUUCCACUGAUCGUUAAAGGCCAGAGAGAAGCUGCCAAACUGAAUAACCACAUGCCACAGAUAACGGUAAUGACAACUCGUAUGAAUGAAGCCAAGCAGUCCGGGAACAAAUUUGAAUUCUCCAAAGCAUACACUGAGCUUACCCUGUAUCAGAAGAAACAUGAUGUCAAUCCCCUCCGAGGUUUUCUGGUGCCCCUGGUGCAGAUGCCAGUGUUUAUUUCCUUCUUUGUGGCACUGAGGCAGAUGGCAUACCUUCCAGUUCCCAGCAUGCAGACGGGCGGUCUCUGGUGGUUCACAGACCUGACUAUAGCUGACCCUAUAUAUGUCCUACCAGUAGUUGUCACAUGCAGCAUGCUGGCAGUUAUAGAGUUGGGAGCAGAGUUUGGUGUGAAUAAUCCUCAGCUCGCAAUUAUGAAGAACGUUAUGCGUAUUAUGCCACUUACCAUUUUUGCAUUUACCAUCCAUUUUCCUACUGCUGUGUUCAUGUAUUGGGCAACCUCCAACUUUUUCUCAAUAGCACAAGUAGCGCUCUUAAAAAUUCCAACUGUUCGGAAGAAACUAAAUAUUCCAGAAAAAAUUCAGCAUGACCCCUCAACGCUCCCCAAACAGGAAGGGUUCAUAAAGAGCUUGAAAAAAGGCUGGAGCAAUGCACAGGUAGCUAAACAGCUGGAGGAGAGAGAAUACAGAAUUAAAAACCAUCUGGACAUUGCAGCAAAAGGACCUCUGAGACAGACCUUUUCCCAGAAUCCCUUGCAGGAGAGGAAAAAAAUUCUUGUAUCUGCAAAGAAAUCGAAACCUUGGCAGGACACUAUUGGAUAGAAUUGCAAACCAUCUUUUAGUUCCUGGACUCUGCCAAUCUGUUCUGUCAGGUUGUUGAACUCUGAAAGGAAAUGACCUAGUAAAUCACAGGAUAAAUAAAUGGUGGAUUAUGUGCUGUGCAUAUUGGGGUAUCCUUUUAUUUGCACAGCUAUAAGAUGUAAUUCUUUUCAUGCAGGACAAUUCAAGUAGGGCCGUUCUUACAUUUCUUGCUGUAAUUUAUUUGGAAAUCAAACGUGUGCUUAAUAUAAAAGAAGCUUUUGUAAUUCCCUAA
Molecule: messenger RNA, 1598 nt
Organism: Pseudophryne corroboree (corroboree frog)
Lineage: Eukaryota; Metazoa; Chordata; Amphibia; Anura; Myobatrachidae
Gene: OXA1L
Product: OXA1L mitochondrial inner membrane protein
Exons: 10
Coding region: 50-1327 (425 amino acids)
Biological process (GO): protein insertion into mitochondrial inner membrane from matrix
Cellular component (GO): mitochondrial inner membrane
Molecular function (GO): membrane insertase activity
Source: RefSeq, a predicted model, not a curated record